This is a messenger RNA of Dinoponera quadriceps, 2246 nucleotides long. RefSeq names its product low affinity immunoglobulin epsilon Fc receptor-like. The transcript has 8 exons. The coding region runs from base 309 to 1238 and encodes 309 amino acids. Gene Ontology annotation, cellular component: external side of plasma membrane. The record is from RefSeq and is a predicted model, not a curated record. NCBI's taxonomy places the organism in Eukaryota, Metazoa, Arthropoda, Insecta, Hymenoptera, Formicidae. Gene Ontology annotation, biological process: biological process involved in interspecies interaction between organisms. Gene Ontology annotation, molecular function: carbohydrate binding.
UCGUGUACGCCGCAAGUACGGUGCGCGUCCCGCAAAGUAAUCGAGUUCUCCCGUCGGCAUCGCGUUAAUUAACACGUGUCUCAUUGAACGAAUCGUGUCCGCGAAUGUCGAGCGUAUUAGUGUUAGCGCGAGGAGUAUCGGGAGUGUAUUACGAUGGAGCAGCCAGGAACAGAAUGCUGGGUCGGGAAGUCGUCGCCGCGAGAUCGGGACGUGGGGUCGUCGAGACGCGGGUAACGCUCAUCAUAUAUCUCUAAAUCUGAGCCACGGUGGGUGCGAUUCCCGGAGAGUGAAGGUUGCAGCGGACGCGAAUGCAGGCACCGGAGGAUCUGGUUCGGGUUAAGCAGAGUUGGCUCAAAGAAUUGCGGCGGAACAUGGCCGAUCUUGAGUUCUCGCUCGAGAUGGGAACGUGCUGGUUCGCGGUGUGGGUGCUCCUCGUCUGUUUCAUAGGUGACGCGCGGCCACAGUACAGGGACAAAAAUAUAAGCACGGCGGAGACAGACGCGGUACAGGCGCUCUUGGCUCGGUACCUUCAGCGUCGCCUUCAGGGCUCUCAGCUGUCGACGCCGCCGCCGCCGUCGGUCCUCUUCAGUAACGAUCAUCGGGCCCGUGUGAGGCAGGCCAGCCAGAGGGCAUCCAGCAACAGUCUCUCGCAAAAUGUCAGCGACAAGGACGGGGACCAACGCGUCCCUGACGAUUACGACGAUUAUGAGGACGACCUCGAGGGCUACGAGGACAGCGAGAAGAGCAGGACCAGAUUCGACCUCCUGGCGGACGACUGUCCGAACUGCGUGGAUGAGCACAGCAGCAGCUUGGCGGCCUCAAGAUGGACGAUGCCGCUGCUGAAGUUGGGCGAGAAGAGAUACUACCUAGGGAUCUUCUUCAAGGCGAACUGGUACAGAGCCUCGCAGUAUUGCCGUUAUCACGGGAUGCAUCUGGCGAGCAUAGCCUCGCAGGAGGAGAACGACAGGCUCGAGAAGCACAUCAAGGACUUCGGGCUCGGUCACGAGCACUUUUGGACCUCCGGCACCGACCAGGCCGAGGAGGGUACUUUCUUCUGGAUGGCUAACGGCAGGCCGAUCACGUUCGAGAACUGGAACGUCGGCGAGCCGAAUAAUUUCCGAUACGAGAACGGCGAGGAGGAGCAUUGCCUGGAGCUCUGGAACAGGGACGGCAAAGGGCUCAAGUGGAACGACAGCCCCUGCAGCUUCGAGACUUUCUUCGUCUGUGAAGUGCAGUGAUCAAUUCGCAGGACAGGCCGGAGGGACUUGGACGUACGGGCCGGCGGGGUAUUCGCGUGUCCUCGGGGUCGUCCUCGAGGAAGCUGCGUGUGACGUUCUCAUCGGUCGUCCGUUCGUUUCGGUGGACUUGGCGAGGCAGAGAAAUUUGACGUGACGUGUGCGCUCGGACUGGAAAUGACGCGCGAUUAGCCGCUCGCUACCAUUGUCACGUUUCGCGCCCCGGAAUUCACGUGCAUGUGUAUGAGAGUGUAUGUGCGACUGCGAGCGUGUAUGUGCAAAAUGACGUCCGGUUCGGUCGGUUCAUUUCUUUCCGCAAAAAGAACCGCCGGGGACGAUUGGCCGAUGUCGCAUGGUGAAAAGCGAUUCGCCUCGUCUUCUUCAUGCAGGGGUGACAUCGAAAAAGGAUGUCGGAUGCUCGAUUAUAACCGCCGCGCUGGGAUCCUCGCGCGGGAUAAAACGGCGAGCGAUCGCGCACGGAGGAGUGAUCGCGUUUUUUUUUUUCAGUUGAAAAAUCGAACGCGUGAAUAACAGCUGUGCACGAGAGGUCUCUUAGAUUUCGAUAAGUCGGAAAUAGGGGUGAUGUUAUUGAUGAAGCCGGUCACUUGCAAUCGUCGAAGGAGCGACGGAAAGGACUCAUCGAUCUUUCCGUACGAAGCAAUUAAUUAAUUAAGCAGAAAACGAUCUCGGUUCGCGAAUUUCGAUUUUGUAUUUAAAAGUAAUACCAAAAGUUCGAAAGUAAUUCAGAGCCCGGAUCAAACGUUAUUCCACUUAAAAGGAGGUUUGUAAGGUGAAAUGGGUGUGAUAAAAAUUCGAUGAAACUCGCACUUCGCGUACAUUGAAAUAUUAUUUAACUCAUUCCUCGUGCAAUUAGAGAAAAGAUCGAACAUUCCGGAGCUGAAAUAUCUGUAACUAAAAUUGACACGCUUUAUGUAUAUUUCUGAAAAUUAACGUGCAAUUUUCAAUUUUCAUUCUUAAUAUUUUCUAAGAUAUCAAGAAUUAAUUGUUUAA